Messenger RNA from Plutella xylostella (diamondback moth), 1666 nucleotides. RefSeq lists its product as uncharacterized. Gene Ontology annotation, molecular function: protein binding. The record is from RefSeq and is a predicted model, not a curated record. NCBI's taxonomy places the organism in Eukaryota, Metazoa, Arthropoda, Insecta, Lepidoptera, Plutellidae.
GCUACCACAGCUGCUACUAUCAUAACAAAACUGAAAACAAAUUAUAAAGGUUAAGGAACUACCGACUACCUACGUCUCUAAUGAAAAUAACAAGGUCAAGAUGAGUGAAAUAUUUGAUAGCCAUGAGGAGUUGCCUAUUCCGCCGCAAACAUCACACCGCUCACACCACGAGCUGAAUAAAGAGGAGUCGAUGAUCCAGUUGCUUGUGAAAGACUAUGAAUCUAGAAUUAUGAAAGAACUUGAGCACGAACUGAACCCAAGGUCUAAAGCUCCCUUUGCUGUCUACUUCACUGAUAAUAACAAGCGUACGGUGAUUCAAGGGACCCCACCGUGGAUCACUGAAAACGCUGAAAGAUUCCUCAUUGGCACACCUAACGCUUUCCUGGUGAAGAUGGAGUAUUUGUCUGAGUUAGGCUUCAUAACUUGCUUGCAGUAUUCUGCCGAUGGGGACCACAUUUUGGUGGGCCAUUCUUCUGGUUUGAUUCAGAUGCGUCACGGUAAAACCGGUACAGUAAUCUGCACCCUUCGUCCAAGGCAGUUCCCUCCGAAGCCGGUGUAUUCCCUCCAGUACAGUGAUGCAGAGGAGAGGGUCUGCUACGCAACCUCUAGCGACGGAUCUAUUUACCGGAUAGAUAUACCUAAUAUAACUCCUGACCUGGAGAAUCCACCGAUCUACUGCAUCACAGCGGAUCCGGCCCUGGAAUGCCUCAGCAUGCAGUUUUACGGCACCCCGGGGAUCUCAUCCUACGCUACUGCGAUUAUCUCUCAAAGGUACCCAGCUCUAUCGCUCGGAAUAACUGCUGACCAAAACAAAAUGGUGGUCGGGUACGAAGACACUUCAGUAAAAGUGUACGACAUGGAAACUCUUCAGGCUGAAACCACGUACAAAGUACACAAGAUGCGUAUGAAGCUGAUGCUGAAGAAGCUUCAGCGGAGUCACUCGGGGCAGGUGUGCGCGCUGCGCUGUCACCCGCAGAACGUAUAUCAGUUCGCCUCUGCCGCCUGGGAUAACACGCUACGAAUUUGGGAUGUGAGAUGCAAAGUGGGGUGUGUCAUGACAUUUGAAGGAGUUAACGUUUGCAGUGACAGCAUAGACCUAAACCGCAACCACUGCAUAGCCGGCAGCUGGCAGCCGACCGGCGCGCUCACCGUGUGGGACCUGGUGGCUCGGAGGAAGCUCACCGACGUCACGAUACAGAACCGGAGACCAGACGUGGACGGGGAGUACAUCUACGCGUGCCGGUUUUGGAGAUCCGCUGAUUACAACCGGAAGGGCAAAUACGCGAUCAUCGGCGGCAGCGGCACCGGGUGCGUGGAAGUGAUCAAUCUGCACAACCGGUACAUCGCUUGCUCCUACCCUUCUGAGGGGGCGAUCCUGGCAGUCACCAGCCACGGCGAGCGCAUCGCCUACGGGGGCACCUCAAGUGUCUUCACCAUCGUGACCUUCCGUGACCCCAAACAUGAGAAAUACGAGAAGUUUGAACAAGAACGUUUUAGAAGAACGAUACCUGAUGAACAGCGCUCGGCAGAAGACUGGAAGAUACUCGCUGGCAGUUCGGAGUAUGAUACGGGGUAUUGGGACACUUAAUUGUUUAUUUGUAUAAAUUUGUAUUUACAGCUCUGUCUGUUCUUUCUAAAUUAAAUUAAAAGCCAUAAUUAUAAAGCA